AUGUCGUCGAUAAUCCUGAAUCCCUUCCAAUUGUUAGAGCUGAACAUCAUCUCCGCGCAGGACCUAGCGAUGGUUGCGCGCACCAUGCGCACGUACGCGGUCGCCUGGGUCCACCCCGACCGGAAGCUGUCGACCCGGGUGGACUCCAACGGCCGGAACAGCCCCACGUGGAACGACAAGUUCGUGUUCCGGGUCGACGAGGAGUUCCUCCGGUCCGACACGUCCGGGGUCAUGAUCGAGAUCUACGCCGUGCAUUGGUUCAAGGACGUGCUGGUGGGCAGGGUGCGGGUCCUCGUGGGCCACCUCGUGACCCCGCAGCCCCAUCCGUUCCGCCACCAACAGCACCACGUCGGAAUGCGCUUCGUGGCCCUCCAGGUGCGACGCCCCUCGGGGCGGCCUCAGGGCAUACUGAACAUCGGCGUCGCGGUGCUCGACAGCUCGAUGCGGAGCAUGCCACUGUAUAUGCAGCUCAACGCCUCCGCCGUCGGCUACCGCGACCUAAUGGGCGAGGAAGAUCCGUAUCAUCACCAUCACCAUCACCAUCACCAUUCAACAGGAGCAGCCGCAGCGAAAAAACCGGAACUCAGGCGGACCAAGAGCGACACGAGUUCGAUUAUGGCCGCAGGACAAGUUAAGACGUUGAAAAGAAAGGUGUCGUUCCUCAACAGGCCGAACUCCGUCAUCAACGGCUCGGAGGACGGGUCGCCGACCCAAGAGAGGAGAAAGAAGAAGAAGGAAUCGAACUCGAGAUCUAGUUCCACGGUCAAUGGAUCGAAAGUUGGCAGCAACCACAAGACCGGGUCCGAUAUGUCGCCUAAUCCAAAGCCCUAUGCGAAGGCCGAGGAUUUGGACAUGGCGAUGGUUCCCUUCCAGCAGAUCCCGGGCGCCCAGAAGCCCCUCGCCAAGAACGCGGCGUUGGAUUUCGAAGCUCUUCCGAGCAAGCCGGGUCAGCUAAUCAUCACGGAAUCCGAGCUGGGCCCGUCGCCCUCCGAGGUGGCAGCGGCAGUGGCGGCGAAGGAGAGGUACAAGGAGAAGGAGGUCGAGAGCCCGGUCGUGGGCGGGUGGAGCCUGAACGAGAGCGUGGAAGGGUUACAGUCUAAGCUCGAGAGGUGGCGGAUGGAGCUUCCGACGUUGUAUGACCGCGGUGACUACUCGAGCUUACCGUCGAGCGGCAGCGGCAACAACAACAACAUUGUCAAGUCUAAGUCGAGCGGCCGGCGACACGUUCGACGGCACACUGACGGUGGAGGAGGUGGAAGCCUGUUCUCCUGUGUGGGUAACAUAUGUGGAUUGGAAUGCACCAUAGUUUGUGGAAAUAAUGAACCUCCCUAG
Molecule: messenger RNA, 1332 nt
Organism: Eucalyptus grandis
Lineage: Eukaryota; Viridiplantae; Streptophyta; Magnoliopsida; Myrtales; Myrtaceae
Product: protein bunched, class 2/F/G isoform
Exons: 2
Coding region: 1-1332 (443 amino acids)
Biological process (GO): defense response
Source: RefSeq, a predicted model, not a curated record